AUGUCAGUUUCGGACAGAUCAUGCCCCGUUCGGGGCGUUGGGGGCGUUGCUGGAAGGAUCCCUCGAGGCGUCGACGCGGAGGAGUGGCUACAGAUGAGGGAACGGAAGUCAAUAAACCAUGUCCUCUACUCCAAGUACCCAUCGACCCAAGAGAUUGACACGGUCAAGAGCCAAGCCGAGAUGGAUGCCUUCAAUGUUAACGAACAAGACUUACUUGCUGUCGCCCUUGGUGCACCAGCCAGACAAGUCAUGCUCAGAGCCGAGGAGAUAGGGCCACAAACUGGUUGGAGGGACGGUUAUCUCAGCACAGAGCAUGGAUUCUGCCCACCUGAUUACGAUGAGGCUGCGGGUGCCCUAGCCAGAUCUCCAGGGCGUGUGUGGUCCGACCUCUGUGAGAGGAUGCCUGGUUGUGUUUCUCGUGGCCGAGUAAGAGAGUCGAUCGCAGCCGCACCAGUUAUUGAAGGUACCGAAGACAUUAUCCCGGACCAGGCACUCUGGGCAGCCCUCGUCGCCCUAGGCAUGCUCUGCUCUAUCUACCGCUUCGAGCAGAAGUAUGAUGGAAACGAGGGGGUCAACGCUACAACCAACCCGACGAAGUUGAAACUGAGCUGCAAGAUGGGUGAUUAUUUAGGAGAAGAACUUGUCGGCAUUCCUCUCAGCAUUGCUCUUCCCUACUUCCAAGUGUCUCGCCGCAUGGGUAGGACCCUCCCGCACCUCACUUUCGUUGACCAAUCUUCCUACAACUUGAAGAUUAAGGACGUAACGUCAAGCUACCCCUACGUCGCUCGGUUCGACAACAUGGAGCUUAGAUGGCCCAUGUUUGGCGAACGUGCUGAAGUAGCUUUCUUGAAGGGAGUUGCAGAGACAUCCGGUCAGUUUUGA
This is a messenger RNA of Colletotrichum spaethianum, 882 nucleotides long. RefSeq lists its product as uncharacterized. Gene Ontology annotation, molecular function: metal ion binding; heme binding. The record is from RefSeq and is a predicted model, not a curated record. NCBI's taxonomy places the organism in Eukaryota, Fungi, Ascomycota, Sordariomycetes, Glomerellales, Glomerellaceae. The transcript has 3 exons. The coding region runs from base 1 to 882 and encodes 293 amino acids.